UAAAGUGACGUUUACAAGGCGGUUCUGUUCAUUUUGUUAGAUUUUCGUGAUUGUUUUUGCAUCAAAGCAACAAAAGUUAAAAAAAAUACGUUUUCACGGUUUUGCUCAAAAAGCAGAGAGAACCGAUUUAUCUAUAAAGAAAUGCUGUUAGUGUUUCUGGAUUUAAUUUAAUCACAUUUCAUAUUUCCGUUGUAGUAUCAAUGGACAAAAACCCUCUUCAGUUUCUUGCCAGCAUCGAAAACAACCAACAGGCUACGACUGCUUUCAGUUACGACAUCGAAAACGAUCUACCAUUCAUAAUGUCCGCACUAGAGCAUAAUUUAAAUCUCGAAGAGGACCAGAUAAUACAGCGAUCUGAAACAGAGAACGAUGAUUCGGAUGAUGAAGACGACGAGUUGCCAGGGUGUAGUUCAACACCAACAAAUCGCGUUCAUCGAAGACGAUCACCACGAGCCAAAUCAAUCGACAGCAAACUGCACAAAAUAAAGCGGCGAACAAUAGCUAAGCCAGUGAAGUUUCAAAUAAAUAUCAACGCAUCGGAAAACGAAAUCCGCAGCUAUUACAUGGACAGAGGUAACAAAUCAGCGAAUCUCAAACCAACUAACCUGGAAACAAUAUUCGAGGAAGGAUCUCCAGCAGUUGCCAAAUCGAAAUUCUUUGGCGAGCGCAAACUCCGUCGCAGUUUGAACUGUUCCGAUGGGUUCAACGUAACCAAAACAACCACAAAAGCGCGCAAAAAUCGAGUCCGGCGGCUACUAGGAGGCGCUCCCAAGCUCGAACGGAUGACAAUGGAUACAUUUUUGGAGCGAUUGAAAUCCAUGCAGAACGGAAGCGGUGAAGAUGAAGAACCGCUCGUGGAUCCAAAACUGAAUCACACGGUGUGACUGGUUCGAUAUAACCGGAUGAACUGUCGACAGAUAUUCCAAGCAUUAAUUUAGGAUUACAUUUAUCUUGUAUUCAUGUGUAUUUUAACACAUUCAAUAGAAACGUUUUUAAAUCAAACAAAA
Messenger RNA from Armigeres subalbatus, 1007 nucleotides. RefSeq names its product protein tantalus. Lineage: Eukaryota; Metazoa; Arthropoda; Insecta; Diptera; Culicidae. Bases 201 to 884 code for a protein of 227 amino acids. The transcript is spliced from 2 exons. The record is from RefSeq and is a predicted model, not a curated record.